This is a messenger RNA of Cololabis saira (Pacific saury), 2750 nucleotides long. It is a transcript of the gene podxl2, whose product is annotated as podocalyxin-like 2. The record is from RefSeq and is a predicted model, not a curated record. The coding region runs from base 118 to 2202 and encodes 694 amino acids. The transcript has 13 exons. Lineage: Eukaryota; Metazoa; Chordata; Actinopteri; Beloniformes; Belonidae.
AGUGCACGCCGGGAGGACUGAGCCGGUGGUGAAGGGGGACCAGAGGAACCAGAGGAACCAGAGAGACUUCUGAGAGGGAUCCGAACCAUCUGUCAGAGAUCCGAACCUGCAGCAGAGAUGCCCGGCCCGCUGCCGCUGCUGAUGCUGCUGACGGCUCUCCUGGCCGGCGGAGACACCUCCAGACCCGGUUUGACCCGGCGAUCCGCCCCCCUCCGUCCUCCGGUGGCUCCUCUGUUCCAGGAAGAAACCCCGGCCCGGCCGCUGCUCCUCCAGGAAGAAACCCCGGCCCGGCCGCUGCUCCUCCAGGAGUUAGUCCGGCCCAGACGCCAGUCCUUCCCCGAGCUGGUGCGCCCCCAGCCUCACCUGGUGCACGACAUGGGCCGGCCGGAGAUCCACGAGACCAAGGCCGAGCCGUCCAACUCGUCUCAUCUCAACGCGGCGCCCUCCGGUGGCCAGGAAGUAGCCAAGACCGCCGACCUGGAAGUAGCCAGGACCGCUGACCUGGAAGUAGCCAGGACCGCUGACCUGGAAGUAGCCAGGACCGCUGACCUGGAGGACAGCGUGGACGUGGAGGACGAGAUGGAGCGGAUGGUCCACCUGGCCGUCCUGCGGGACGGAGACGGCUUCACGGGACGGACCGAUGCCGGCGACCCGGAGACGGAGCUCCGCCGCGGGCCAGGGGCCGCCGAGGCCUCCCAGGAGGCGUCCGGCGUCUACGGGACGGACAUGGAGGAGAGAGAGCGAGGGGAAGACGGAGGAGAGGAUCCGUUCAGGAGGGAGGGAGAGGAGGAGUGGGAGAGGGACGAGGACAGGAGGAGGAGAGACGGAGACCUCAACCACACCACGCCGGAUCUGGACGCCCUGAUUGGUUACACGUCCUCGUUGAAUCCAUCCAGGGAUCCCGGCGGCUCCUUCCCAGCCGAGGUGCAGGAUUCUGGGCUGCAGGAGCACCGCGGCCCCCCGGUCCUGGAGGUGAGCCCGUUGGAGAGGGAGCUGUGGGAGGCCCAGCGGGAGGAGGAGGAAGUUCAGUCCAGCGGGUACGGGCUCCUUCAUCCCUCCGACUCCACAUCUGGAGCAACAUCUGCUGCUGCAGGAAACCAGGGAGGAACCGCCAGCCCGGAGUCCCACACCGGCACCGACUUCGGACCGCUGGGAGGAUUCACCACAGGUGAGAUCCAGGAUGGAGAGACGGAGGGAGGUGAAGAACGAGGCCGGGGCCCCGCGGGGGUUUUUACCCAGAAUCCCACUGCCCCGGAGGUGGGCCUGGCCCCCAGCAGGAGGCCCCUGCAGCCCAGCGUGGAGGAGGAGGAGCUGGACCCGGGUCUGCUGGACCUCACAGGAUUUGGACCGGAAGAGAAGAGCGGCGAGCGGAAGAAAGGGAGGUGGAGGCCGAUGGAAGGAGAGGAAUCAGGGAUCAGACCCCUCGUCCCCCUCACCACGGACCCCUCACCCACCAGGGACUUCACCGAGCCGGAGCCGGAGCCCAAUCUGGAGGAACCUCGGCAGGUGGUGUGUCUGAACUGGAGCGAGCUGGCUGGGCGGGGAUACGUCAUACUCAACAUGACGCAAAACAUGAACUGUGAGGAGUUCCGAGCCUGCAUGGGCGUCCGGCUGCUGAAGAUCAUAGAGCAAGUGUUCGCUCGCAGGAUGAACAGCCCUGAAGGAUCAUGGGUACUUUACCUGAGCAAACCCACACACCAGCAACACCAGCUGCUGAUGAACGUGGCGUCUGGGCAUGGAGUGAUCGAGACCCGAGACGUGCUGGACAUGCUGGGAGAGAUCAGGAAAAGUCUCAACAAGGUGGGCAUCCAGAACUACAGCGCGGCCAGCAGCUGCCAGUCUCGGCCCAGUAAAAGCCGCAGCGACUACGGGAAGCUGUUCGUGGUUCUGGUCAUCAUCGGGUCGGUCUGCAUGGUCAUCAUCACAUCUGGAGUCAUUUACAUCUGCUGGCAGAGACGGCUGCCCUCAGUCAAGACCAUGUUCCGCGGCGAGGAGCUCCACCACGUGGAGAACGGUUACCAUGACAACCCCACCCUGGACGUGACCAACGACGGCCAGCCCGAGAUGCAGGAGAAGAAGCCGAGCGCCAACGGGCUGGCGGGCGUCGGGGACGGAGUCAAGGAGGACGGCAGCCGCUGGCAGGUAUUUGUCAAUCAAGCAGUAACCGAAGACGAGGAGGAGGAGCAGGACACGCAUCUCUGACUGGUGAGGGAUUAGAGCUGAAGAGGAAGAUGAAGAGGAGGCGGGAGCAGAAGUUUGAGUGACAGACGUGACGUCCUGUCGUCAUGGAGACUGGACCCCGUGAAACACGAACGCUGACGAUGGGACGUCAGACAUCCCCAUCACAUAAAACACCUUUCUUUAGUGUGCCUUACGCUCCGCCCCCGUCCUGCAGCUGCAUGGUCUAGUUUAGGUGUUAGUGACGCGUCCAGCAUGGUCUCCAUCCCAUAAUAUCUGAAUGUACAGCAGCUUCUUACAACUCCGUUGCCUUCAUGAGUCUUUUAGGUCGAUCCUCGGAUCCAAGCGGUUCACACUCAGAAUCAAUCAAGAUGUGAUCAAAGUGUACAGAUUUACAUUUACAAGGUUUCACUAAAACAUGGUUCUCAGUAUUCAACAAUUACAGCUGCUUUUAAAAGUCUGCGCUCGGAGGUUUUUACUUCAAAUCCAGUGUAGCGGCGUGUAAAGUAAAAAUCAUGAAAAACUAUGGAGAGAAAAUCAACUCAAAACAUUUGUGUGUUUGUAUUAUCUGA